UUUUGGUGGUCUGCUGAGAAGAAUGAGAAGCUGAUGCUCUUUUGGGAAACUUACAUUUUGGUAAUGGAAACUCUGGAAGGAAACCAGAUCCAUGUCAUAAAGCCAGUGUUACCAAAACUAAACAGUCUGUAUGAGCAUGCUAUAUCGGGGGAAAAAGGUUGUUGGUUGUUUCACCCAUCAUGGCACAUGUGCAUCUAUAAACGAAUGUUUGCGAGUGAGAAUAAAACGUUGACGAAGGAAGGCAUUCUUCAUUUUCUGGAGCUUUAUGAAACAAAGCCUCUUCCAAAUUCACUUGGUUUUUCGGAGUUUGUUAUUGGACCGUUAAUGGAUGCCUUAUCAGAAAGUUCCCUCUAUAGCAGGACAUCAGGUCAGUUAAUGGGAGCCUGUCCUCCUUUGGGAAUGAGGCUACAGAAGUUUUUGGCUACUUAUCUCAUGCUUCUUCCAGAAGAACAAAAAGGUAGUUUCCUGUUAAAAUUUAUUCAGAAGAUGACAAGUAGGCAUUGGUGUGCUGUACCCGUUUUGUUUCUUUCUAUGGCUCUGGCAUAUAUCCCUGCGUGUAAAGUACUGGGCACUGAAGGACUUCAUGCUUUAAGAGAUGUCCUCCAGUGUACUAUGAUUACACAUCAGAUUUUGUUGCGUGGAGCUGCUCAGUGCUAUCUUCUUCAAACAGCUAUGCAUUUGACAGAUGUGGAGAAAGUGUCCCUCCCAGAAGUUGCAAACUUUCUUCUGUCCCUUAGACCAGAGGAAUCCCUAAGGAGAGAUACUACGUUAUGGAUGGAGCUUUGCAGUUGGUUACAAGUGAAUGACAGAUGCUUCGGCAAGUCGAUAACCUCUGAUUUUGAACAUCAAGAGACAUCGUCAUUAUAUCAAUAUGUACGCAGUCUUGUGGGAGAGUAUCUUAAGACACCAGCAUCUGAAAGAGAAAAUUGCUUUAUGCCUGACUGGUUUGAAGCUAAGCUUGUCGCAACAGUGAUUUUGUUGGCUGCAGACGUGGAGCACAUGAGGAAUAAAUACAGUGGAAAAAGCAACAUAGAAUGGAUUGAACUAGAGGCUUUCUUGAACCCUCUUCUGGAUGUCUUGAUGAAACUUGGCAGUAAUGCUUACAUACCAACACUGAAAACAGAUAAAAGCCUACAGCUUCUCUUGAAGUUAUUGCAGACCCGUUCGUUAAAAUGUUCCAAUACACAAGAUGAUGGGGUAUUGUUUUUUAUCUGGAAAUCUCUAAUGACAGCUGUGGAGAGUAUUCUUGAAUUUGUUCUCCGACGGCUUACUACAAAUGAGUUGAGCACUGUUGGCGAUCUGGAUCGUUGUGAUCUAUACUUAGCUUUAAUUCCAGAGAUAGUGAACUUGUGCUUGCAAGUCAGCUGGAAGAAGGUACCAUCUAUCAAGAAUUUCAUUUUGUCCCUGACAAAUGCGUCUAUUCGUAAUCUUCAGGAGAGAAAUUGUGAAGAGGAGCCGAAGCUUAAAGAACAAAUUAAGAGAGUAGCUAGCAUGGCUUCACUUACAGCAGUUUGUGAGAUAAUGGAUCAGAAACCUGAAGCGCACAUUGAAUCUCUGCCUUCUGUGGAUGCUCUGAAGAGAUUUAUUUCCUUUUUUCAAUUCAAUGAAGUAUUAAAGAAGCCAUCUUACAUUGAAGAAAAAAGUAGCUUAUGCGAAGAAACAACAUCUCAAGGAUGGGGGAAAAUUGUUGCACGCUAUGUUCAUGACCAGUGGAUUUGCCUUCGUUUCAUUUUAAAUUCAUUUCCAACACUGGCUCAAGAGUAUGAAGAAACUUCAGAAAUGUCAUUAUCUACAGUUGAAAGGUCAAGAAAAAUUCUAGAGUCUGCAUUAGAAGCCCUAACUAUUCUUCCUUCAGACCAAGUUUUACCUGUGUUCGACUGCAUGAAAGUCCUUGUUCCCAAGCUUCUGGACUCAGCGGAGUCUCUCUGCAUAGAAGCAUUUGAUUUGGCCUGGAAAAUUAUAUCCUCUUUGAGCAACACACAGCUAAUAUUUUGGUCCAAUCUAAAAGCUUUUGUUCAGUUUGUCUUUGACACUGAAGUUCUAGCUGUUGCUGCAAGUGCAAAGGGUCAAGCAUAUGCCAAAAUAAAAGAGAUAAUUUUCAAGCUCAUAGAUAUGUCCACUACAAAGACUGGAGUCUUCAAUGUAGUCCUUAGUCAUUGUUGUCGAUCUUGGGUAUUUCCCACUGUUGAUGAGAGAAGUGCCUUGACAAAUGCUUUCUUAAAUGCUGGAAAUUAUUGUGAACUUAUCACUGAGGCUUGUGUCUUUGGAACUGUAUUUAGGAGAGAUCAAAGACUUAUUCAGGAUGUGCAUGCCUUCAUAGAAAAUCUUGGAGAAAAAUGUGCAGCAAAUGUUGUUACAGAAAGUACAAAUCGAGAUGAUCACUACGUUCGGGUUUGUGCUAUUAAAUUUCUGUGCUUGUUGGAUGGAUCAAAAAUCUUGCAUAAGACGUUUAUGGAAGACAUUUUCAUCAAACUGCUUGAUAAAGAUGAACUGGUAUCCAGAUCUAGAACACGCUACUAUGCAAACUCUUUACAGCAUAGAAUUAAAAACCGGGUAUGGCAGACACUCUUAGUUCUUCUUCCAAAGCUUGACCAGAAUUUUUUGUGUGGAACCCUUGACAAAGUUUUCCAGGCUGGAUUUGGUAACAAUCAGGCAUCUGUGAAAUACUUCAUAGAAUGGAUUGUUAUCUUUAGUCUACAUAAAUACCCCCAAUUCCUUGAUAAAUUCUGGGAUUGCUUUAGCUAUGAUGAAGAAAAGCUUAAAACAAGCAUCUGCACAUUUUUAUCAGUGUUAUCACACUUUGACAUCGUUCUUCAAAAUACCUCAGAAAAGGUAACCAGCUUUGAGAAAGCCCUCGUAGUUGUUCUACAGUGGUGUUUCAACCAUAAUUUCAGUGUUCGACUUUAUGCGUUAGUUGCCCUUAAAAAAAUCUGGGGUAUGUGCAGAAUGUUGCAUGUAGAAGAAUUUGAAGCUCUGACACCAGUUAUUGAAUCUAGCCUUCAACAAGUGGAAAACAUGCAUGGCACAGGGUCGGAACUUGCUGAAGAUGAAUGGAUCUCACUCGCUAAAUUUGACAGAUUCACUGAUGUUCCUUUGCCGCCAACAUUUCAGUGGUAUCAUUCUCGAAUGGAACUUCUUGAUCUGAAACCAAGUGACUGGUCUCAGCAAGACAUGGGUUCAAAUUCAGUUGAAACGGAUAGCCAGACCGAAUGGGCUGAUGUUCAGAAAAAGAUUAUACCCUGGAAGAACAGUACUCCUAGUUUAGACCUGGAAAUGGUAUUUCAGGAUCGUGCUGCUAAACUCGGAAAAUCAAACAGCAGACUGAUUGUGGUGGCUUCGCUUAUUGAUAAACCUACCAAUUUAGGAGGUUUAUGUCGUACAAGUGAAAUAUUUGGGGCAUCUGCACUAGUUGUCGGCAGUCUUCAUUAUAUACAGGAUAAGCAGUUUCAGCAUCUUAGUGUUUCUGCAGAGCAGUGGCUCCCCCUUGUUGAGGUGAAACCAUCUCAGCUUGUUGAUUAUUUACAGCAGAAAAAAACAGAAGGCUACACUAUUAUUGGUGUGGAGCAGACAGCUAAAAGUUUUGAUCUUACAGAAUAUUGCUUCCCAGAGAAGUCCCUGUUAUUGCUGGGAAAUGAACAUGAAGGAAUCCCCGCAAACCUGAUUCACCACCUGGAUGUCUGUGUGGAAAUUCCUCAGCAGGGUAUUAUUCGAUCACUCAAUGUUCAUGUAAGUGGAGCUCUGCUGAUUUGGGAGUACACAAGGCAACAAGUGAUCAAGCAAAAACAACAAAAAUAACUGCCAAGAGUUUUGUGCCUUACAGUACAGCUGGGUGACUUACUAUGGUGCUACAACAUGAAAUUCUGAAGAGAUGAGAUGCAAACUCAGGGUGAAUGAGGAUUCUUUAAGUUUUGCAUGUUUUGUUCUCUGUAGUUCAGACUGAUUUUUAAAUGCCUUAAUACUUUACCUCCUUAAAUAAAACUGUUGCAUUGG
Molecule: messenger RNA, 3990 nt
Organism: Pygoscelis adeliae (Adelie penguin)
Lineage: Eukaryota; Metazoa; Chordata; Aves; Sphenisciformes; Spheniscidae
Gene: TARBP1
Product: TAR (HIV-1) RNA binding protein 1
Exons: 28
Coding region: 34-3795 (1253 amino acids)
Biological process (GO): tRNA methylation
Molecular function (GO): RNA binding; tRNA (guanine) methyltransferase activity
Source: RefSeq, a predicted model, not a curated record